AUGUUCUGGAAUAAAUCAAGCACGAGUUCGACGGUUGAACGAGCACCCGAGGAAGCGAACAACAAGAACGAAGAAGGGAGGGAACAAGAAACAGGAGAACCAUCAUCACGAAGAGCGAAGGAACUAGACUCGAAGAUCUCGCGAGAAGUGUUAUUCCAGCGGGCGAAUUCGCAGAUCUCGGGGAACGAGCCGCUCUCAUGUAUGAAAAGCUUCGACAAAUUACUCGGCUGUUAUUCGGUCUCCAACCAAAUCAAAGCGAUCUAUCGUUUCGGAAACCUCGACUACGAGCGAUGUAACCAUUCUUUCCGUGACCUCAAGUUCUGUCUCAAUCUGAAAUAUAACUUCGAUAAUUCCGAUCCUCAAGAUGACCAGCAAAGCUUUCAAUGGAAUCUCAGGAAGGCCGAGAAGGUCUUCGAAGCUCCCAAUAGUCAGGACGUCUGGGAAGCUAGAGCUAUCAAACCAUUGGACCCAACGCUAUUGAAAUAA
Molecule: messenger RNA, 486 nt
Organism: Puccinia graminis f. sp. tritici CRL 75-36-700-3
Lineage: Eukaryota; Fungi; Basidiomycota; Pucciniomycetes; Pucciniales; Pucciniaceae
Exons: 2
Coding region: 1-486 (161 amino acids)
Source: RefSeq, a predicted model, not a curated record